ACCCAUGUAUAAAAAAAGUAAUGAAAUCAGAGAUUGUUUUGAUAAAAAAAUAAUCACAAAAUCAAAUUGUUACGAUUAAAAAUAAGAACACAAAAAAAAACCCUACACGAAGAGCCUCUUCAUCCAUUUUUUGGCAGAAGCCGGACAGAGGUUAGACGGGUUCGGGUUUGUAAGGGACGGGGCUUUAGGGUCAAACUCUAGUAAUUCUUUCUGAUGUGGAAGAUCGGACUUAGCCGCAACCACAGAGCAUACUUAGAACGAGAAUAGAGCGGAUAAAUUGAGGGAGAAAGAAGUGAAAUGGUUGUGUGUGAGUUGUAAGUGGGGGGAAUGGUCUAUUUAUAGUUGGCGGAAGGGAUCAGCCGAAGAAAACUGGGGAGAAUUCACCGCCUCCCUCAGAAACGGUAAAGUGACCGCGUUACUCAAGGACGGUGAAAGGGCGCGGAUCGAGCGACGUGACUUAGCGUGAGGCGUCGGAUCUGGGAAGAAAACCAUGAUCCGCGCCUCACCGCAUCCGACAGCCACGGUGAACGCGUCAGCGACGCGGAUCGCUGACCCAAACAAACACGGGGUAUUCACCGUGUUUGUUUAACGCGGUGAAUACACCGCGUUUGUCCACAUCAACGAUCCGCUUCGCUUCAUCGUGGCCAAUCACUGCUGUUUAAAUGUCACCGCUUUUAAUUAAAACGGUGACUGGUUCACCGUGUCCUUCUAAAACGGUGAUUGCCUUGCUGGUUGUUCACCAUUUUAGAUGAAGACGGUGAACACGUCACCGUUUUUUUUAAACGGUGAAUUAUUCACCGUGUUUGACAAAGGCGGUGAUUAUAUUCACUGCGUUUGUCAAAAACGGUGAAUGCCAAACAUGUGUAUUUUGAGAAAUUUUUUUAUAACUUAUGUAUUUUGAGAAAUUUUUUUAAGGACAUGUGUACAGUGGGAUUUUUUCCGAUCCUUCUUGGGACAUGGAAGAUCUCUUACAACACUAAGCCCUAAUCCACCUAGGGGAGUGGCGAACCGCCUUGUUUUGGGCCAUAGAGAGGCCCUUUUAAUGGGUUUGGUUGGGCUUGGGAGUCGGAUGGAAGCAGUGCCCACUUUGAACUGGAAAGCGAGCGAGCGCCUGCAGUCUGCAGCAUAGUCGGGGUUCAGCGGCUACAGUUUCUGAUUUGCAGAGACCAAACAGAGCUUUGAGCUGACGGAGCUCUAGGUCGAGAUAAUCCUUGGCGGCCGUCCGGCCAUUUUUAGUUCAAGUUUGCAAUAACGACCGACAGUAGUCGCUAACCUACACCUGUAGGAAGUGAGUCAGUCUAGUGACGGUCUCGCACGCACACUGAUAAAAUCCAAUCAAAUCUGGGAUUUCCUCCUACCGGAGAAGAAGAGGAAGAAGUAUGAGAGUAGCAGCAUCUGCAGUGACACCAGCAGCGGCAGCAGCUGUGCUGCUGUUGGGAUUGCUGUAUUUGGGGAGAUCAGCUGCCGUGCCGCAGAACCCAUUCUUCGGAAUCCCUCCUCAGGAUGAGAGCUACUACAAGGCAUCCGGAAAAAUCAUAAAAUGUAGAGACGGAUCCAGCACCUUCACCACAGCUCAACUCAACGAUGAUUUUUGCGAUUGCCCUGAUGCCACCGAUGAACCUGGCACAUCAGCCUGUCCUGGUGGGAAGUUCUACUGUCCAAAUGCCGGACAUACUCCGGUUUACUUAUUCUCUUCACGAGUCAAUGAUGGUUUUUGCGAUUGCUGUGAUGGGAGUGACGAAUAUGAUGGCCAAGUCAAAUGCACGAACAAAUGUUGGGAGGCUGGAAAAGCAGCUAGGGAUAAACUGAAGAAAAGGAUUGCUACUUAUAAAGAGGGGGCGACUUAUAGAAAGCAGGAAAUUGAGCAAGCAAAGAUAGCAUUUGCCAAAGAUGAGGCGGAGUUAACAAAGCUUCAAAACGAGGGGAGUGUACUGAAAGGCCUUGUUCAGCAACUAAAAGACCGAAAGGAACAAAUCGAGAAAGCGGAAGAGAGAGAACGGCUGCAGAAAGAAAAGGAAGAAAAGGAAAAAAAAGAAGCAGAAGAAAAGGCUCUCGGAGAGAAGAGUGGAGAUUGGGAUAAAGAAGCUGAGCAGAAGAAAUUGGAUGGUGCAGAGAAAGGCUCACAGAGUUCAGGUGACGAGAGAUUUGGCAUCUUGGAUGAUUCUGCUGAGCAGGUAGAUUAGUUUGCUGUUUGCUUCGCAGUUGGAUUGUGCAAUCUGUUCUUUCUGCAUGCAUCUUGCUCUCUUAUUGUAGAAUUGGGACUUAGUUGUUUGAGAUAGGGGCCGGUAACUAUGGAUGCACCGUAGGUAACUCUGAAUGUGCAAUCUCUUCUUUCUAUGAGCAUGCUCAUUAUUCUCCUUGUUCAAAUAGGAUUUCUCACCUGUCUGCUAAUCGUGGUGUUCUAUAAAAGCAAGUAUACUUCUUGCCACUAAAUGAGUCAAUUUCAUGAAUCUUCAUUGUCAUCCUCCUCUACCAUGAACAUCAUUCACAUACCCUUUGACUGAGGAAAUAUAACUUUUUUCUCAAGAGUCUGAGACUCUACCUUCUUUUAGCUUCUCAAACCUUCUUUAAGCUUGUCUACUUAUUCAUGGUUCUAUAUUUUCAGUUUUUUUUUUCCACUUUUCCCCUCAUCCCUCUCGUACUCAUCACCAAAGGGGAUUACUGGUUACUUAGUAACAUACAUUAUAAAUUUUCCUUGGUAAU
Linum trigynum is the source of this 2703-nucleotide messenger RNA. The record is from the annotation of a GenBank genome assembly. Lineage: Eukaryota; Viridiplantae; Streptophyta; Magnoliopsida; Malpighiales; Linaceae.